UACUUGGAUCACUUAACGUCAUGUUCUCUGAAAACACUGAAAUCCGAGCCAGCGGUGUUAGUUAGGGAAACCGCCAGGCUCCAGCAGCAAUUAGCGGAUCUCGCAUACACCGAGUACAGAUCGUUUUUGAGAGCAAACGAGUGUACGCGAGACAUCAAAGGCACCUUUUCAACAAUGGACGAGCAGCUGAACGCUCUUCAAGCAUCGCUGCCGGAAGUGGAGUCUGCGUGCUCAUCAUUCGCUACGUCUUCGACUGAGAGCAUACUGAAGGAUAGGAAGCGUGAGCUUCUCGUUCUGAAUCAGCAUUCGAAACUGGUGGAGAUUCUGGAGAUCCCUCAGCUAAUGGAUACACUCAUCAGAAACGGCUACUACGAUGAGGCGAUGGACUUGCAAACACAUGUACAAAGGCUGCUACUCAGAUACCCACAACAUAAGAUUCUGCAGUCGGUCGGGAACGAAUUAGAAGCGACAACGAAAGUGAUGCUAAUGCAACUCGUGAAUUUGCUGAAAGGGGACGUGAAGCUUCCGCUCUGCAUACGCGUCAUGGGCUACCUUCGUCGGAUAGAGGCAGUGGCAGAGCCGGAGCUGCGGUUGAUCUUCUUGCAGCAACGCGACAAGUUCUUCCGAAAACGCGUGGAUGAUGUGUGUGGGAAAGAAGGUGUAGGGUCGGGCACUCUCCGGGAUCAUGCGGAAUACCUCCGCAAGUACAUCGACGUAUGUCGCGAAUGCUUCUUCGAUAUCGUCGCGCAAUAUCGGGCCAUCUUCUCGGAUGCUACUGCUACCGCGAAUACGAACGGCGACACUGGCAUCGAUAGUGCAGCACAUGUCAACUUCACAUCCGCCUUACUGUACGAUACCGCAUCCCACUCCACUCUGACGCACUCUAUCCUCUCAUCCUACAUGACAGACGCAGCGCAGGUGGCCAGUAUCUGCACGCAAACUAUGUACUUUGGCAUGAGUCUAGGCCGGAUCGGCAUCGAUUUUCGGAAUGUGGUCCGACACGUGUUUGAGGAUGCCAUUGAAACCAUCGUGAGCAGGACGAUCAUGGACGGGACAACGCAGUUUUUGCACUGGCUGCAUGAGACCACGGCAGAAGCUGCCAAUGCCAUCACGGCCGCUGCAUCAGCAGAUAUUGCUGUGCCAGCAUUUGGCAGCUCGAGGCAGAACAGUUCCCGGCACGGGGCGGCUCAACCCCUCGUAUCUGCCCCAACCUCGCUUUUGGCGCACCCGCCGUUAGCUUACCUUCUCAACACCUUCUUCAAUGCGUUUAAUCAUUUGCGAGCACUUCCAGCAUUGUCCCUUCGGGCCCGUAUAGAAACGCUCAUCGAAGCACGACUAGCGUUAUGUGCGGAGGGGUUGAGCGACGUUGUCGCAAGCGUUUGG
Fimicolochytrium jonesii is the source of this 1383-nucleotide messenger RNA. RefSeq names its product Dor1-like family-domain-containing protein. Gene Ontology annotation, biological process: intra-Golgi vesicle-mediated transport. Gene Ontology annotation, cellular component: COG complex. The record is from RefSeq and is a predicted model, not a curated record. NCBI's taxonomy places the organism in Eukaryota, Fungi, Chytridiomycota, Chytridiomycetes, Spizellomycetales, Powellomycetaceae. The transcript is spliced from 3 exons. The annotation marks the transcript as partial.